Balaenoptera ricei (Rice's whale) is the source of this 3502-nucleotide messenger RNA. It is a transcript of the gene PAPOLG, whose product is annotated as poly(A) polymerase gamma. The transcript has 23 exons. Gene Ontology annotation, molecular function: poly(A) RNA polymerase activity; RNA binding. The record is from RefSeq and is a predicted model, not a curated record. NCBI's taxonomy places the organism in Eukaryota, Metazoa, Chordata, Mammalia, Artiodactyla, Balaenopteridae. Gene Ontology annotation, cellular component: nucleus. Bases 229 to 2670 code for a protein of 813 amino acids.
GGCUGGGAAGCGGCGCCAUAUUGGCGUCGGCCGCGCUGUAUUGUCAUAAAUAGAGCCGGUUUUCUGGUGUUUUCACUACUCGGUUGGAUGCCUCGGCCGUAGUAAGUGAGAGAGUGAGCGAGCAAGCGAGCUACAAGCGAGCGGAGGAAAGUGGACAGGAGGAGAAGGGAAGAGCAAGAACAGGACUCCAGAGCGAAAGACUCGCCGGUGAGGGAGGCGCAGGAAGCGAUGAAAGAGAUGUCUGCAAACACCAUGCUGGACAGCCAGCGUCAAAAAAAGCAUUAUGGAAUCACCUCUCCAAUUAGCUUGGCAUGUCCGAAAGAAAUUGAUCAUAUUUACACACAGAAAUUAAUUGAUGCCAUGAAACCAUUUGGAGUGUUUGAAGAUGAGGAAGAAUUGAACCACAGGCUGGUUGUUCUUGGUAAACUGAACAAUUUAGUAAAAGAAUGGAUUUCUGAGGUCAGUGAGAGUAAGAAUCUCCCACCUUCUGUUGUGGCUACUGUUGGUGGAAAAAUUUUCACCUUUGGCUCCUAUAGGCUUGGAGUACACACCAAAGGAGCUGACAUUGAUGCACUUUGUGUUGCUCCAAGACAUGUGGAGAGAUCUGAUUUUUUUCAGUCUUUUUUUGAAAAAUUGAAACAUCAACAUGGCAUUAGAAACUUAAGAGCUGUAGAAGAUGCCUUUGUUCCUGUUAUAAAAUUUGAAUUUGAUGGAAUUGAAAUUGAUCUAGUCUUUGCAAGACUGGCAAUACAAACCGUAUCAGAUAAUUUAGAUCUAAGAGACGACUCUCGACUGAGAAGCCUUGAUAUAAGGUGUAUUCGCAGCCUAAAUGGGUGUAGAGUUACUGAUGAAAUUUUGCAUUUAGUGCCAAAUAAAGAAACUUUCAGACUCACCCUAAGAGCAGUCAAACUAUGGGCAAAACGACGUGGUAUUUAUUCCAACAUGUUGGGAUUCCUUGGUGGUGUCUCCUGGGCAAUGCUAGUUGCAAGAACUUGCCAAUUAUAUCCAAAUGCAGCAGCUUCUACUUUAGUUCAUAAGUUCUUUUUAGUUUUUUCCAAGUGGGAAUGGCCAAAUCCUGUGCUGCUAAAGCAACCAGAAGAAAGCAAUUUGAAUUUGCCAGUUUGGGAUCCUCGGGUAAAUCCAUCAGAUAGGUAUCAUCUCAUGCCCAUAAUCACCCCUGCCUACCCACAACAGAAUUCUACGUAUAAUGUGUCCACAUCAACUCGAACAGUAAUGGUAGAAGAAUUUAAACAAGGUCUUGCAGUCACAGAUGAAAUUCUUCAAGGGAAAUCAGAUUGGUCCAAACUCCUUGAGCCACCAAAUUUUUUCCAAAAAUAUAGACAUUAUAUAGUAUUGACUGCCAGUGCAUCAACAGAAGAAAAUCAUCUAGAGUGGGUUGGAUUAGUAGAAUCUAAAAUACGUGUACUUGUUGGAAAUUUGGAACGGAAUGAAUUUAUAACUCUUGCCCAUGUAAAUCCCCAAUCAUUCCCAGGAAAUAAGGAACAUCAUAAAGACAACAAUUACGUAUCAAUGUGGUUCCUUGGAAUAAUUUUUCGGAGAGUAGAAAAUGCAGAAAGUGUUAAUAUAGACUUGACAUAUGAUAUACAGUCAUUUACUGAUACAGUGUACAGACAGGCAAACAAUAUAAACAUGCUAAAGGAGGGAAUGAAAAUUGAAGCAACUCAUGUUAAAAAAAAACAACUUCAUCACUACCUUCCCGCAGAGAUUCUUCAGAAGAAGAAAAAGCAAAGUCUUUCUGAUGUCAGUCGAAGUUCAAGUGGACCUCAAUCCAAAAGAUCAUCUCUGGAUAGCAAUUGUUUGGAUAGCUCCAGAGACACUGAUAAUGGAACACCUUUUAAUUCCCCAGUGUCUACAAACAAGCCUUCCAAGCCUGAUAUUCCUCCUUCAGGAGAGACAGAAAGGAAUAAUGCUGAGCCUGCUGCUGUAGUUGUGGAAAAGCCACUGACUGUCCCUCCAGCUCAAGGGCUGUCUAUUCCCGUCAUUGGUGCAAAAGUUGACUCUGCAGUAAAAGCUGUAUCACCUCCAGCUGUGUGUACCAUUCCUACUGUAGUAGGACGAAAUGUCAUUCCUAGAAUCACAACACCCCACAGCCCUGCCCAGGGGCAGCCACAUCUAAAUGGAAUGUCAAAUAUAACUAAGAAUGUUGCCACCAAAAGAUCCCACUCCCCAUCCAUAGAUGGGUCUUCUAAGAGGUUGAAAGACAUAGAAAAGUUUAUUCGACUUGAAUCAACGUUUAAGGAAUCACGUGCUGCUGAAGACAGAAAAAGAAAAUCAGUGGAUGCCAUUGGAGGAGAAUGUAUGCCUAUUCCAACUAUUGAUACAUCACGCAAAAAGAGACUGCCCAGUAAAGAACUACCAGAUUCAUCAUCUCCAGUUCCAGCAAAUAACAUCCGUGUCAUCAAAAAUUCCAUUCGACUGACCCUAAAUCGAUGCUGUAGCAUUCUCUCAUUGAUUGCUACAUACAAUUCUCUGAGGAUCACCUGCUAUCAAAUUAUCAUCUGCAAUAUUAUGGCUUUGCGUUGGAGGUUUUACUGCCUUAACUUUCGAUGCUUAUUUCUCUGUUGUGGGAACCAGUUCUUGGCUCUCUGGACACUGAUAAAACAAGUCCUGAACACCGCCCCCCUCUUCUUUUUAAGUCUUAUGUUGUAAUCAUUGUAUAGAACUAAAAAAGUUGAAAACAAAAAACAAAACAAAACAAAAAAUGUAAUUUUCCAAAUGCUAACACAUUUACUUUAGCAUUGAAGCCACUUUGUGAAACCUGAGAUAAAUGAAUGUGAGGUAUCUUCUCUGCUUUCCUCAUUUGUGUAGAUGUACUUAUUGUCUGUUCUGUUGAUUUAAAUUAUUUUUUCUGAGAUUGGCACACGGAAUAUUUAAAUUUUUAUUGUGCCUUUCUAUCCAAAUGUUGCAUAGUUACCAGGGAGGAUUAGUCCAGUGAUUACAUAAGAGUUGGGCACCAUAAAUUCUCUAUAUUUUGCCUCCUAUGGAGGCCUUUGAAAUGCAUCUUUAUUAAGAAUCAAAAUAUGACCAGGAUACUGAAAGUCAGUAUAUGAACGGUGAAAUUGUUACAUAUCCUAUCUCAUGCCAUUCUUGUUAGUUGACUGGUAUUUUUUACUGAGGAGCAACUCAUUCCGGCAUCAACAGUAAGAUGCCUUUAAGUAUGGCAAACUUGUAUUUUUGAAGUGUACGAUUAACUUGGCAUGAUACUUCCUGACCAUUACUUACCGCCACAACUUCAAACAGUUCCUUCGUGGACUAGGCAUGCAGAAAUGAGCAGUGGAUUUUACUGAAACCUAAAGGCAUUUUUGAAUGACAUUGUUACCAACUAUUAAUUGGCUCAGGACCUUUGUAAUUUUUAUUUAAAUAUAUGAGUUGUCUUUUUUUACACUGCUUUUUUCAGUGCAUUUCUUAAUAUUUUUUAAGUUUCAUGAAUGCAUGCUCCAUUUAUUAAAAUCCAUAACCAUGUAAUUCUUCUUGUAAUAUG